CGCCCCUCAGUCGACGGAGCCCGCAGCCCCCCGUGCGGCCCGUGGCAGCCCCCCGCCCCCUCGGUCCGCGCCUGCCAUGGUCCGUCCGCGCCGCGCCCCGCACCGCUCCGGCGCCGGGGGCCCCCUCGGGGGUCGCGGCCGACCCCCGCGGCCCCUCACGGUGCGCGCCGCCCGCUCGCGCUCCUGGCCGGCCAGCCCCCGGGGCCCGCAGCCGCCGCGGAUCCGGGCCCGCUCGGCCCCUCCCAUGCAAGGUGCUCGGGUCUUCGGGGCCCUGGGUCCCAUCGGGCCCUCCUCACCUGGGCUCACCCUCGGGGGCCUGGCCGUGGGCGGGCACCGGCUGAGCAACAAGCUGCUGGCCUGGAGCGGCGUCCUCGAGUGGCAGGAGAAGCGCAGACCCUACUCGGACUCCACCGCGAAGCUGAAGCGGGUGCUCCCCUGCCAGGCCUACGUGAACCAGGGCGAGAACCUGGAGACCGACCAGUGGCCGCAGAAGCUGAUCAUGCAGCUGAUCCCCCAGCAGCUGCUGACCACGCUGGGCCCCCUGUUCCGCAACUCGCAGCUGGCACAGUUCCACUUCACCAACAGAGACUGCGACUCCCUCAAGGGGCUCUGCCGCAUCAUGGGCAACGGCUUCGCGGGCUGCAUGCUCUUCCCCCACAUCUCCCCGUGCGAGGUGCGCGUGCUCAUGCUGCUCUACUCGUCCAAGAAGAAGAUCUUCAUGGGCCUCAUCCCCUACGACCAGAGCGGCUUCGUCAGCGCCAUCCGGCAGGUCAUCACCACCCGGAAACAGGCAGUGGGACCUGGGGGCGUCGCGGGCCCAGUCCAGAUCGUCAACAACAAGUUCCUGGCGUGGAGUGGAGUCAUGGAGUGGCAGGAGCCAAGGCCUGAUCCCAACAGUCGGUCCAAGCGGUGGCUGCCGUCGCACGUCUACGUGAACCAAGGGGAGAUCCUGAGGACUGAGCAGUGGCCGAGGAAGCUGUACAUGCAGCUCAUCCCGCAGCAACUGCUGACCACGCUGGUGCCGCUGUUCCGGAACUCCCGCCUGGUGCAGUUCCACUUCACCAAGGACCUGGAGACGCUCAAGAGCCUGUGCCGGAUCAUGGACAACGGCUUCGCCGGCUGCGUGCACUUCUCCUACAAGGCGCUGUGCGAGGUGCGCGUGCUCAUGCUGCUCUACUCGUCCGAGAAGAAGAUCUUCAUCGGCCUCAUCCCCCACGACCAGAGCAACUUCGUCAACGGCAUCCGGCGCGUCAUCGCCAACCAGCAGCAGGUCCUGCAGCGGAACCUGGAGCAGGAGCAGCAGCAGCGAGGGGUGAGGCAGGGGAUGGGGGGGGUAGUGGCACCCCUGGCUGGGCCCCUCCAGGAGUCACAGACGAGGCCCCUGCCGAGACUGGUGAGUGGCAACCGUGUUGAGUGCAGGCCGGACCCUCGGACGUGCCGGGGGUCAGAUGCUUCUGAGCAGGGGCCCCUGGGGACUGCAGCCGCCCAGCGAGAUGGAGGACAGAGUCCUGAGAUGUCUCCAAGGACGGUCCCCACCCCUACUCCAGGGGUCUGCCUUAGGGACUGCUGUCUGAGCUGGGAGGGGGCAGCGCACAGGGAGCUGCCAGUGACCCGGCUCGGGGCCUUCCCAGCCAAGGGCCGGGCAAUGGGCUGGGGCCUCAUCUUCAAGGCCUCCAGGGCUGGCUGUGCUCCGAGGCCCCACUUCCCGGCGCUGCCUGCCCUGCUGCUCCCCGGCUCCCGUGGGUUCAGGGGCCGCGCUGAGCUGGACGCAGAUGUGGAUGAGGGCGGUGUUUGA
Messenger RNA from Diceros bicornis minor, 1795 nucleotides. RefSeq names its product PTOV1 extended AT-hook containing adaptor protein (gene PTOV1). The coding region runs from base 77 to 1795 and encodes 572 amino acids. The record is from RefSeq and is a predicted model, not a curated record. Gene Ontology annotation, biological process: positive regulation of transcription by RNA polymerase II. The transcript has 14 exons. NCBI's taxonomy places the organism in Eukaryota, Metazoa, Chordata, Mammalia, Perissodactyla, Rhinocerotidae. Gene Ontology annotation, cellular component: transcription regulator complex.